AUGGCAAGCUUGAUUACCAUCUUGCUUCUCUGUGCUUGUAUCCGAGGCUCGGAAGCGGAUGUAGGCUACAAGAAAGUGAUUUCGUCUCUGUUAAAAAUAGUUUUGCUGUGUGGAAAACAAGGCAUAGCGUUUCGUGGUCAUCAUGAUGAUUGUUUCAACUGGGAGGAUACUGAGUAUGAACACUCAAACCCAGGGAAUUUCAUUGAGCUUGUAUGCUUUAGGGCUGAAACUGACAAUAUUCUCUCUGAACAUCUCAAGAACUCACCAAGAAAUGCUAGAUACACAUCCAAAACGAUUCAAAACGAAUUGAUUGAAGUGGUUGGAAAGUACAUCUGCAACGAAAUCAUAGCAGAGGUAAAGAAGAGCAAAUACUACACUGUCAUUGUUGAUGAAGUCACUGAUAUUUCAAACAAAGAGCAGCUCUCAAUUUCCCUUCUCUUCGUUUAUUAUGGUACUGUGAAGGAAGUAUUCAUUGCCUUUGUCUUAGUAGAAAGGAUCACAGGAAAGAAUUUUGCUGCAGCAAUUUUAAACUGGAUACAGACAGUUGGAUUGUCACCAAGUGAUAUGCGAGGGCAGUGCUACGAUGGAGCCAGUAAGAUGUCUGGAGCAAGAUCAGGAUGUAGUGCUGUUAUUCAACAGCAAGCUCCAAAGGCUGCCUAUUUCCACUGUGCUGCUCAUCGAUUGAAUCUUGCUGUAGUGUCUGCAUGUAAGAUCCAAGCAUUCAUGAAUGUUGAGGCAUACAUCGGAGAAAUUGUGAGGUUCUUCGCAUUCCCUCCCAAAAGGCAACGACUGUUUGAUAAGACAAUGGAUAAAUUCCUUCCAAAAGCCAAGGCCCGAAAGCUCAAAGACGCCUGUAGAACAAGGAGGGUUCAACGUAUUGAUUCGUACACAGUCUUUCUUGAGUUGUUACCGGCACUUCACACAUCUCUGCAAGCUUUGGUUUCUCCAGGACAACACAAAGACUUUGGUACUGAUUGGGGCUGGGAUGGCAAUACAAUCACAAAGGCGAAAGGCUAUCUGUAUCAGCUUCAGUCGCCUUCUUUCUUACUUUGCUUCAAGAUUCUCCUUGAAAUUUUGCAAUGUCUCAAAGGCCUCACAGGCAAGCUUCAAAUGAAAGCAUCUGAUGUUAUGUAUGCCUACAAGCAGGUUCAGUCAGUACGUUUAAUCCUACAGAAAAUGAGAGAGGACUGUGUCCAAGAAUUCAAUAAAAUCUUUGCCGAAAGUCUUAAGUUAGGACAAGAUCUCCAUGGUGAAGAUUUUGAGUUGAUCAAACCGCGCAUUGCAAGGUGA
This is a messenger RNA of Corticium candelabrum, 1290 nucleotides long. Its product is annotated as zinc finger MYM-type protein 1-like. The record is from RefSeq and is a predicted model, not a curated record. NCBI's taxonomy places the organism in Eukaryota, Metazoa, Porifera, Homoscleromorpha, Homosclerophorida, Plakinidae. The transcript is spliced from 2 exons. The coding region runs from base 1 to 1290 and encodes 429 amino acids.